Prorocentrum cordatum is the source of this 2464-nucleotide messenger RNA. Lineage: Eukaryota; Dinophyceae; Prorocentrales; Prorocentraceae. The record is from the annotation of a GenBank genome assembly.
CAAGGACCUGAGGACAUUCCAACUCGUGCCUCAAGGGCACGGUGGCAGAUCAUCCACUUGCGCGAGCGGGCUCGUAGCCGUUAUGGCUCGCAGCCGUCAUGGCUCCCUGCGGGCGCACCGCAUGACGGGUCUGGGUCGGCUUGGCAGUGCAAGUGACCCCAAGGCUUGCUGACCGAGCUGCAGGCCCUACAUGGACUACUUUGCUGUUGGUGGUCGACCGUUCUUGUCGCAGUUCCCUCCUCACGUGCAGGGCAUCUUCAAGCUUGCUCGGUUCGAGCAGGACGCCUCUGGCCAGGCCGUGUACUCGGACACCGGGGGAGCUGCAUCGCAGCACGAGCUUGCCGCUGCAUCCUCUGGUGCAGCUGCAGGGCCGACUCUGCCACUCAUGGCGGGGCAGACCAACGCGGUCUCGAGCACGGGCCCCACAAUGGCGUUCUCGCCUGCAGACCGCGAGCCCGCUGACAGGCCGCCGGCCCCAGGCCAGCGCGCGGUUGCCACUCUGCCGCCAGCGCCCUGUCCGCUGCAUCAGGGCUUUGAUCCCGCAAAUGUCGGCGUCUGGGAUUCUGAUCGUUUCAGGAUGGUCAAGAAGCUGCAGGACGCCACCAGGAACAGGGGCAUGGUGCAUCUCAUGCACGAUAAUGAGGCUGGCGUGGACGUGGCCGUUAAGCAGAUGCCGAACGGGUGGUUCCGCAAUUCGCACCAGGAGUUUGUGGCCGAGCACCCCACUGAGACGGAGAUGCCGUGGCAGGAUAUCGGGUGCGUCAAUUUCUUGAACCAGGCUGGGUACGCGUACGCGUGCACCCUGCUCGGGGUGUUCAAGGACACGGAUUUCACCUACGUGGUGACCAGUUUUGCAUCGGAGGGGGACAUGUUCUCCUGGUGCGAGUCUGGCGUGCCGCCUGGCCCCGAGCGCGAGACGGUUGUGCGCCCGUUGGCGAGACAGAUGCUGGAGGGCGUGCAGCAGCUGCACGAGAUGGGGAUCGGCCACCUGGACCUGUCCCUUGAAAACAUCCUCAUGUGCAAGGCCGAUGACGGCAGCCUGUCCAUCCGAAUCAUCGAUUUCGGAAUGGCCACGAACUCGCGGUACCUCAAGAAUUGCGUGAGGGGCAAGGCAUCGUACCAGGCGCCCGAGCUGCACACCAGCCAGAGAUACGACGCCUGCCUUUCUGACGCGUUCUCUCUCGGAGUGACGCUGUACGCCAUCUUGGUGAAGGACUAUCCAUGGCUGUCCACGCGGCCAGGUGGCUGCAAGUGCUUCGAGUAUGUCAGGAAGCACGGCUUCCGGCCGUACUUGGACAAGCGGAAGCUCCGCAACAGCCAGCUGAGGGUCGGCGAGGUCAUGUCGGAGCCGCUCAAGCAGCUCCUGGAAGGCCUCCUGGCCCUGGACCCCGCCCAGCGGCUCACGCUCGGGGAGGCAUCGUGGGCGAGCUCCGCGGGCGCCAGCCCGAGUCGUGGCUCCGUGUGGGACGAGCCGUGGAUGCACGACCAGCAGGGGGCGCUCUGAUUCCCAUUGGGCGCCCGUCGCGCAAAGCUAAAUCUGAUCCAGGGGCCCACAUGCCGUCUGCAGGGAUGUGGAAGAGUGAAUGAUGGGGCGAACCGGAUGUGGGCGGGCAGUCGAGGAAGGCAGCUGUGGCUGCGCGGUGCCCGGAACAGUCACCGGACUGUUUGUAGGCUGAGGGCCCACGCUGCCGGUCAGUUUUUCGCACAGCGUGCCAAUAUCAUGCCCGCCCGCAAUCGUCGUUGCCCUUUCAUAUGCUUACAGAGGCAGCUGUUGACUGGCUGAACACAGAGGGCACUUGCUCUCAGCUGAUACUAGCACGUAUUUCUGGUCAAUGCUCGCUACCGCCUCAAAGUUUUCCGUCGCGGGCUUGCCCCGGUGACAAAAGACAACAAAAGACAGGUUAGGGCUUUAGUUUCAAUGUUCCCACGUUCUAUGUGCUUGAUUUGAGCAGUGUAGUGUCUCAGUUCCUUCGUUGGUCUAUUCAGCCUUCCUCUUCGCGUUGAUGCAUUCCUCCCUGUCGCAAUUCUUCUGGUGACGGCUUGCGCCUGUCGUCUUUCGCAAGCCCUGCGUCACGAAAUAAAUAGUGUCAACUUGCAUGAGCUGAUGGUGGGGUCUCCCGUGGGGUGCCAACGAAACCGUGUUUCAAGCACCCUGUCCGUGGGAAGACCAGACGACUGGUACACGCCAGUGGUUCCUGACCAGGCCCUCCUCUCAGAGGGGAGGAGGCCUACCAGGGCCAUGUGGAGUCUCGCCUGCCGCGAGCAGACCUUCACAAGGGGCUGGAUAUGCCUGCAGUCUCGGGGAUGCGAGCGUCUCGCGGGUGUGUGGUAGCGCCGCGUUUCGCAACAGCAAACACAGUACGGUCAAAGCGCUGAAAGAGGUCUUGACGCUUCGCAUAUUUUCACCGGUCUUACUCGCCGUUGGCGCGCUCGCCUUCGGCUGCUAACAGAAAGUAUUCUCGCU